GAGAUCAGCGGCAAGUUCCAUAGGAUGUACCAGAGUAGACAGCAAUGUUCCCCAGCCGCGCUGCGUCUAAUGUCCGGUAGGCAGUCAGGGGCCCGAAUGGGUUCGGGGCGUAUAGACCGGGUAAGCAAAAGGAGCCCGCGCCACACUGGCAACACCCCGAGAUCUGCCUUUCUAUCGUCGACUAUGUUUCGUGUAUCAAGUAACGGCUUGUGAAGGCUUCAUAGAACGGUGCUUUGUAGCAUAACUCAGCUGUAUUGGUCUGCGCUUUCCCCUACAUUAGUACUGUUGGUUUGCAAUAUGGCAUAUCUUAGGUACUCUCAAAGUCUGAUACGCACCGAAGCUCACCAUGCCUCCAAACCUUGCCACUAUCAAGAACUCCUUGAAUUCGGCACCAACCUCGCAAGCAAGGCAACCCUUGUUCCCCUUAGAGGAACUCGCCUUAAGAUGUACCAAGAACGCCAUCAUAGUGAGCCAGUAUCUCGCGGCUCAUGAUCAGCCACAACCAUCGCAUGAAUCUCAUGGCCCACGCAGCACUCUUCCCAAGGCUGCACCGCGUAACAUCCAACAGGCACGGCAUGGUCUUAUGUCUUCUGCCUUGGAGCUUUUCCAGCUUGCUGCAGGACCCAGCGAGUUCGUUCCUAAUCUCGCUCCCGGUUUCCAGUAUGUGGCCUGCCUUAGCUGGCUACUUCACUUCGAUAUUUUCCAUCUCGUUCCCGCAUCAGGAACCAUCUCUUACGAGGACUUAGCUGCAGCGGCAUCUAAACGGGCCAGUAGCGGCAUCGCUGUCCCUGUAGCACGUCUUCGGAGCAUCGUUCGUAUGGUCAUGACUUCAGCCCUGUUCCGUGAACCCGAACCGAACCAAGUCGGCCACUCGGCCACCUCAGCUCUGCUGGCACAAGACGCAGACGUGCAUUCCUGGGCGUCCUAUCUCUCCAAGCGCUCAGCACCUACAGCUCUUGCUAUGACCACAGCACACGACCGCUUCACACCCGCCAGUACCGUUCGGAAUGAGACCGCCUACAACAUCGCCUUCGGCACCGAGCUGCCCUUCUUCGACCACCUCGCCUUAGAUGCCGCCAACGCGGCCGAGUUUGCUGGAUAUAUGCGCAACGUGACGACUAGUGAAGCCAUGGAUGUCAAGCACUUGGUGAACGGAUACCACUGGGCAGGCCUCGGGCGUGGGCCAGUCGUCGAUGUCGGGGGCUCAACAGGGAAUGCAGCCAUCGCCCUCGCGCGAGGCUUCCCCGAGCUCACUGUCAUCGUGCAGGACCUCCCCGUCAAUGCAGAGGCUGGGCGUCAGGCCGCCGAGGCAACGUUGCCGGCCCAUGUCCUUUCGCGCAUUGUCUUUCAAGGUCACGACUUCACGCAGCCACAGCCCGUCGCUGACGGUGCCGUCUACCUCUUGCGCAUGAUCCUCCAUGACUGGCCUGACGAUACAGCAGUCACGAUCCUGAAAAACCUGGUACCCGUCCUAGCCAAGGGGGCCGCGAGGCUCCUGAUCAUGGACACAGUUUUACCAACGCCGGGGCAGGUUCCCUGCUCGGUGGAGCGUGUCGUGCGUGUGCGUGACAUGACCAUGAUGCAGGUCUUCAACGGCCAUGAGAGAGACCUCGACCAGUGGCGGGCAUUGCUGGUGGCGGCAGAUAAAAGGUUGCGGCUGCGGCAAGUCAUAACGCCAUUUGGAAGCGCUAUGUCAUUGUUGGAAGUAGACAUGGCGGGUGCUUUACAAGAGGAGAGCGCCGAGGAGGACGUUUGGGAGAUUAGUGGAUAGGCACAGAACGUGUGUUGUCGUCAAAUUCUUAAUGGCCUGCCAGUGCUAUUGAGACAUAGAGCGAGCAACAUCGUCCUACUGCCCCCCUCCUUCAACUCACGUAGUCUAUCUAGUUACUCUGUCGUGAUAGCGCCCCACGUGGACGCCGUCAAAGAGAUGGCGUUUCUGCUGAGAUAUC
This is a messenger RNA of Xylaria bambusicola, 1949 nucleotides long. RefSeq names its product sterigmatocystin 8-O-methyltransferase. The transcript has a single exon. Gene Ontology annotation, molecular function: O-methyltransferase activity. Lineage: Eukaryota; Fungi; Ascomycota; Sordariomycetes; Xylariales; Xylariaceae. The coding region runs from base 347 to 1771 and encodes 474 amino acids. The record is from RefSeq and is a predicted model, not a curated record.